AUGGCAACAUUGAACAUUGCAUCGAAGGCGAACCAAGCCACCACCUUCCCGGCUCUACUGGUUGCACAGUACGCGAAAGAAGCAGAUCCUAACUCCUCGAUCAAUGUCAACUUCGAGGAAGUAGAUACCCUCAAGGCAGGAGACAAUGCUACUGUCGAGAUUAUCGUAGGAAGUGAGACAUCUACGUAUGGUUCCGAGAAAGUCAUCGAUGGCCUUAUGGAGGCAUAUCCCUUUCUGCAAGGCAAACAUGACACAUUGGUCAAAGAAUGGCUAGGAAGAACAGCGUCAUUCGUCCCCACAGACUUUAAAUCUAUUGAUGGUCCACUGCUUGAGCUAGAUGCACAUCUGACGCUUCGCUCUCACGUUGUGGGAUACACUCUCACAGUCGCAGAUCUCUCUGUUUGGGCAGCUAUCCGAGGCAACAAAGUUGCUCAUGCAGCCGUAAAAAAAGGCGCCUUGUUGAACGUAACUAGAUGGUUCAAGUUCAUUGAGGAGACCAACGCUUGGAUUGUAACGGCCGUCCAUUCAGCGAAUGCACAGGCUCAGGCGAAGAAGGCGACAAAGAGCAGUGAAGGAGCGAGCUAUGACAUUGCCUUGCCGGACACAGAGAAGGGCGUUGUCACUCGGUUUCCCCCCGAGCCAUCUGGUUAUCUCCAUAUCGGGCACGCAAAAGCUGCACUGCUCAAUGAUUACUUCGCACAUGAGAUGUAUAAGGGAACACUGAUUUGCCGUUUUGACGAUACGAACCCGUCCAAAGAAAAAGAGGAGUUUCAAGAUGCGAUUGUCGAAGACCUGGCCCUGAUGGGAAUACGUCCAGACAAGACAACUUACACAAGUGACUACUUUGACGAGCUUUACCAAUACUGCGUCACUUUGCUCAAAGAGGGCAAGGCAUACGCGGAUGACACUGAGCAGGAGACAAUGAAGCAUCAGAGAUGGCAUGGACUGCCUAGUGAGCGGCGAGAAGCUUCCGUUGAAGAUAACCUUGCCCACUUCGAGGAGAUGAAAAAGGGCACAGAAGAGGGCGUCAGAUGGUGCAUUAGAGCCAAGAUCAGCGUGGACAACCCCAACAAGGCUAUGCGCGAUCCCGUUAUUUACCGUUGCAACCCUCUGCCUCAUCAUCGGACUGGCAACAAGUGGAAAAUCUACCCUAUCUACGAUUUCUGCUGUCCGAUCGUCGACUCGAUGGAGGGAGUCACACAUGCCCUCAGAACGAUCGAGUACCGUGAUCGGAACCCUCAGUACGACUGGAUGCUCGAUGCGUUGAAGUUAAGAAAGGUUUACAUUUGGGACUUCGCACGCAUGAAUUUUAUCCGAACUUUUCUCUCUAAAAGAAAGCUGACCAAGCUUGUGGAUGAGGGAAGGGUCUGGGGUUGGGAUGAUCCACGCUUCCCGACCAUUCGGGGCAUCCGUAGGAGAGGUAUGACUAUAGAGGCGCUGCGCGAGUUCAUCCUCAAACAGGGGCCAUCCCGAAAUAUUGUGAACCUGGAUUGGACGCUUUUCUGGGCGACGAACAAGAAGUAUAUCGACCCAGUAGCGCCGCGCCACACAGCCAUCGAUAAGGACCAUGCUGUCACAGCAAAUGUGAGAGGUGCGAGGGUGGCACCAUACACAGAAGACAAGCCUAAGCACGGGAAAAAUCCUGCGCUUGGGACGAAGAAGGUCGCGUUCAGCACUACCAUCAUCAUCGAGCAGUCAGAUGCCAAGUCUUUGAAAGAAGAUGAAGAGAUUACCCUCAUGAGCUGGGGCAAUGCGAUUGUCCGCAAGAUCUCUCAUUCCCUAAAUCCGCUCACCCUCUCCACCGUCACUGGUCUAGAGCUCGAGCUUCACCUCCAAGGCGACUUCAAAGCAACAAAGCAAAAGAUUACGUGGCUCUCUACCCAAGGCCAAGAGCUUAUCCCCGUCGAGCUAGUCGAUUUUGACUACCUGAUUAACAAGGAUAUCAUCGAGAAAGACGAUGAAAUUGAUGAGUGUCUCAAUGACCACACCGAAUUUAGGACUGAAGCAUUGGCUGAUGGGAACGUGGCUGACCUGAGCGAGAACGAUAUUAUCCAGUUCGAGAGGAAAGGAUACUUUAGGGUGGAUCGACCUUUCAUGCAUGGCGAGCCAGCUGUGUUGUUCAAUAUACCUACAGGCAAAGCUACUAAAUAA
Messenger RNA from Letharia lupina, 2151 nucleotides. RefSeq lists its product as uncharacterized. Gene Ontology annotation, molecular function: glutamate-tRNA ligase activity; ATP binding. Gene Ontology annotation, biological process: translation; glutamyl-tRNA aminoacylation. The transcript has 4 exons. Gene Ontology annotation, cellular component: methionyl glutamyl tRNA synthetase complex; cytoplasm; cytosol. The record is from RefSeq and is a predicted model, not a curated record. Bases 1 to 2151 code for a protein of 716 amino acids. NCBI's taxonomy places the organism in Eukaryota, Fungi, Ascomycota, Lecanoromycetes, Lecanorales, Parmeliaceae.